AUGCAAAUUAAAAUAGUCCUUAAAGCUCUCACUGAUAACUCACUUGUGCGCACAGAGAAAAUUGGAUCUAGCAACUACUACUGGUCAUUCCCAAGUGAUGCUAGUGUAGCACUUAAGCACAGAAUUGACAAACUAACAUUGUCUGCUGAAACAUUGGAACACGAAGUUAUAACUUUACAAAACCAAAUGGAUCUUGAAGAAAAACAAAGAAUACCUUCGGAAAAACGUGAAGAACAACUUGCAAUUUUGAAGCAGCUAGAAACAGAUUUAACUGAAACUACUAAGAAACUAGAGAUUUAUUCUUUGACUAGUCCUAAGGCUUAUAAAGAACUUGUAUCUAAGAUUGAAGAGAAAAAAGCCAUUUCAAAUAAAAUGACAGAUAACAUCAACUCUAUGGUUUCUUAUUUGCGCAAAACAUCGUUUGUUCCAUUAGAACUCAUUCAAGCGGAGUUUGGGUUUGAUGACAAUGAUAUGGAGGAGCUUGUUUAA
Magnusiomyces paraingens is the source of this 489-nucleotide messenger RNA. RefSeq lists its product as uncharacterized. NCBI's taxonomy places the organism in Eukaryota, Fungi, Ascomycota, Dipodascomycetes, Dipodascales, Dipodascaceae. Bases 1 to 489 code for a protein of 162 amino acids. The transcript is spliced from 2 exons. The record is from RefSeq and is a predicted model, not a curated record.